AUGAAGUUCGGCGAGCAGCUCCGUUCCAGCAUCAUCCGGGAGUACCAGUGGUAUUACAUCGACUACGAUGGCCUCAAGGCCGACCUGAAGGGCGCCAGCGGGCCCGUGGUCAUAGAAGCCGAAAAUGGGCAGGGCCAGAAGAAGCAGAAGAGGAGAAAGGCGCCCAAGCGGGAAUGGACCGAGGAUGACGAGGGCCGCUUCGUGGGCAAGCUCGAGACCGAGCUCGACAAGGUCCACACAAAGCAGCAGGUCAAGGCUGUUGAGAUUGCCCGGAGGAUCGCUGUCAGCGAGCGCGAGGUUAAAGAUGUUGUCAACCGCCUCAAUGAGAGAGGGCCAGGGCAGGACGGACCAAGCGAGGAAGAGUUCUUGUUGCUCGAGGAGGACUUGAGCGACAUCAUUGCUGACGUCCACGACCUCGCCAAGUUCGUGCAGGUGAACUAUACGGGUUUCUACAAGAUCAUCAAGAAGCACGAUAAAAUGACCGGAUGGCACCUCAAACCCGUUUUUGAUACCCGGUUGAAGGCGAAGCCUUUCUACAAGGAGAACUACGACGCGUCCGUCGUCCAGCUUUCCAGGCUCUACGACCUGGUCCGAACAAGAGGUAACCCUGUAAAGGGUGACAGUGCUGCCGGUGGCAGCCAGGCCAACUUCAUACGGCAUACCACUAAAUACUGGGUGCACCCCGACAAUGUCACCGAGCUCAAGCUCCUCGUCUUGAAGCAUCUCCCCGUGCUGGUAUUCAAUGCUAGCAAAGAGUUCGAGUCGGAAGACUCGGCAAUCACGUCGAUCUACUACGACAACCCGGAAACCUGGGAACUGUAUGAGGGGCGCCUGAAGAAGACGGAAGGUGCCGAAGCAAUCCGGUUGAGGUGGUAUGGCGGCAUGAACAACGAGACCAUCUUCGUAGAGCGGAAGACGCACAGAGAGGACUGGACGGGCGAGAAGUCCGUUAAGGCUCGCUUUGCCCUGAAGGAGAAGAACGUCAAGUCGUACUUGCGAGGGGAGCUCCUCCCGGCGGCCAUCUUCGAGAAGGCGCGGAAGGAGGGCAAGAAAUCGGCAAAGGUGAUCGCCGAGGAUGAGAGAUUAGCGGGGGAGAUCCAGUACUCUGUCCUGAAGAAGGGUUACAAGCCCGUGUGCCGUUCCUUCUACAACCGAACGGCGUUCCAGCUGCCGGCCGACGCGAGGGUGCGUAUCUCGCUCGAUACCGAACUCACAAUGGUCCGGGAGGACAACUUAGAUGGCGUCCAGAGGUCGGGCUCCAAUUGGAGGCGGAUGGACAUCGGCAUCGACUAUCCCUUCUCACAGCUGCCACCCGGCGAUGUCGUCAGGUUUCCCUACGCAGUCCUCGAGGUCAAGUUGCAGACGCAGCUCGGCCAAGAGCCUCCCGAGUGGGUGCGCGAGCUGGUUUCGAGCCAUCUUGUCGAGGCUGUACCCAAGUUCUCCAAGUUCAUCCACGGCGUCGCCUCUCUGUUCCCGGAUCGCAUAGACCUCCUGCCCUACUGGAUGCCCCAGAUGGACGUCGACAUCCGCAAGCCGGCAACCCACAACUUCGGCAUCACCCGGCCGGGGUAUUCGGGCACGACGUCUACCCUGGACGAGGACGACGAGGACGACUUCGACUCGGACGCCGAAGACACCGCCUCGUCCGGCCGCGACGGGGAAUCAAGCGCCCAGGGAUCGCAACGGGCACAGCGGAGGCCCGCCGGCCGGCCGCCGGCGCUGCUGCCCGAUCUGGAAGGCCAGACCAUCGAGCAGGACGUCGGGGACGAUGCUUACCCCAUCUACGAUUCGGAGGACCAGAACGAGGAGGACAGGCUGGAAGAGGCCAGGAGGGUUGGCGGUCUCACGUACUACCGCACGCUGCCGUCCACCUUUGCGAAGGCUACGGGGCGCGGCAUCUUGCGGCUCCUCCGGCACGUGGUGCCGCACCAGGGGUCGCUCAUCCCCCGUAGCUCGAGGCUCGAGAUGCUGCUCGGUACCGGGCCGAUAGAGAGCAAGAGAUUCAGAGCGCCGAAGGGAAAGCGGAUUCAUGUGCCUGUUCGCGUCGAGCCUAAGGUGUACUUCGCAGCGGAGCGCACGUUCCUCAGUUGGCUCGAGUAUUCCAUCUACAUCGGCGUCAUCGCCGUGACGCUUCUCAACUUCGGGACCAAGCCCACCGCGGCGUCCUUCAUCGUGGCGGGCGUGUUCACGCUCUUGACCGUCCUCUCGGUGUGCUACUCGCUCUACACUUACCUCUACCGGAGCCAGGCGAUCCGCAACCAGAAGGUGGCCAGGUACUACGACAAGUGGGGACCGAGCGUUCUCGGCGUGUCGCUGCUCUUUGCCGUGCUGCUGAAUUUCGGGUUUGAGGGGAGGCAGAGGAAUUUGUGGUAG
Molecule: messenger RNA, 2373 nt
Organism: Phialemonium atrogriseum
Lineage: Eukaryota; Fungi; Ascomycota; Sordariomycetes; Cephalothecales; Cephalothecaceae
Product: SPX-domain-containing protein
Exons: 3
Coding region: 1-2373 (790 amino acids)
Biological process (GO): vacuole fusion, non-autophagic; microautophagy; polyphosphate metabolic process
Cellular component (GO): fungal-type vacuole membrane; vacuolar transporter chaperone complex
Source: RefSeq, a predicted model, not a curated record